Agrilus planipennis (emerald ash borer) is the source of this 1702-nucleotide messenger RNA. Its product is annotated as ERAD-associated E3 ubiquitin-protein ligase HRD1-like. Lineage: Eukaryota; Metazoa; Arthropoda; Insecta; Coleoptera; Buprestidae. Gene Ontology annotation, cellular component: endomembrane system. The transcript is spliced from 3 exons. Bases 226 to 1206 code for a protein of 326 amino acids. The record is from RefSeq and is a predicted model, not a curated record. Gene Ontology annotation, molecular function: ubiquitin protein ligase activity.
AUAUGCCAAAUCAUUUAAUUAAAAAAACAGAACUUUUGUUACACAAAAAAAUUUUGGUAACUUUUGCACUAAUUGUUCACUUUAUAUGAAUAUACAGAGUGGAACGUCAUUCCAAAAAUAUUUAGAAACAUUUUUUUUACAGAAGGUUAUGUACAUUUAAUUACUUAUGUAAGUGUCAAACAAAAUUUUUGUGUAUAUUAUCCAUUUUUUUCGAAAAUACAAAAAAUGGAAAGUCGUGGAUCGGUAACAGAAGAGACGCAAAGUGUCGAACUUAUUUUGCAGCAGUCGCUUUUCCUUACAGCCUUUAAUGUUGCAGCAGCUAAAUUAAUGCGCUUUCUGGUUCACACGAAUUCCAUUUUAAUUUUUAUCUUUGAAGAGUUGGAUACUUUAGAUCGAAAUCUAAUGAAAAUGAGUAACUUAUACGGAUUUAUAUGUCAGCUUUUUUUCUUUUCCUUGUGCGACAUGGUGAUGUUACGUCCUUAUGUUAAAGAACUGAUGCCAGCCAAAGCGAUCACCGGUCCCACGACGCUUCUAUUUUACACAGUUUUCACCUAUUUUGUGUCUAAAGUUAGAGACAUUGUAACAAAUAACUUUAGCAUCCAUAGCAGCUACUCGAGACUGGACUUGGUGCGAUGGGUGUUCAAAAUACUCCUUGAAUGGGCGAAGGCAAUCGUCAUCGUCAUUUGUUUGAAAGAACAAGGAAUUGUCUACAAACCGAAAACCCUUUACACGAUUGUGACGUUUAUUUAUUACAUUUGUACCGAGAAAUUAUUUUUGGAACUGAUUCCUGAAAUUGUUCGUUAUUUUAACUUCGAUAUUUUCGAUUCGAUGGAACAUUUGUACGUUCCAAUCGUAAUGUACAUUUAUUCAAUAUUUGUCGGCUUUGUAGUAAUCAGUUUAAUGCUAACAAAACGACUAUCGUGGUAUACGUUAUUUGGCACGUAUUUUAUAUUGUACAUGCGUCUAAAAGAUUUGCUCUACAACUACGUAACCGUUCUUUUAUUGGAGAUAGAAACAUUUCAAUCGUUCAAGAUUGCAACAAACAAGGAGAUCCAGGAAUGGGAUGACAUUUGUGCAGUUUGCCUUAAUCGAAUGAGCAGAGCCAGGAUCACUCCUUGCAACCACCUGUUUCAUCCUCAAUGUCUCCGAAUGUGUCUACAAAAUUCUUUCAAAUGUCCUUUAUGUAAAAAAGAUUUUCUUCGCUAAAAUAAAUAUAUCUUUAUAUCUACUGCAGAUAUUUUUUUAAAGACUUGAGUAUUCCUUAUCUAAGGAAAAAUUUUCUUUCCCUACUAAAUAUCUACUACUAUCAUUACGUUGCAGUUCUCAUUUAGUUCUAUCUGCUAUUAGUUUUCUCUAACUUUUUUUCUUUGUUUAAAUAUUGAAAAAUUAAUUUAUAUAUUCCUAUAAAUUCCACUUCAUCCACCACCAAAAUUUUACUAAUGGAAUCCUUAACAUUUACUUUUGACAAUUUUUUUGCUCCUACUACUAUUCCUCUUCCCAGUUGUACCUUUUUUUUCUUGUUUUUACAGAACUAAAUAAAAACCAAUUGUAAUUAUUAUCCAAAAAGCUUUCUACAUAUACCAUGUCUUCACUGUCCAUCUAAAUUUCACUUAACGGAAUAAUCCGCAUUUUUAAAAAAUCCCACAAACUUAUUAAUUUAUUAUUAUAUAUCCUAAAUAUUUUUUAUUCCAAAAUGCAAUAA